AACAAAGUGUCGGAAAGUGCACUUGCUGCUAUGGUGGCUGGUAAUCAGCUGUUGCUGCAUUCCGAUGUGUUGACAGUUCACCUGCUUGUCAAAAUGUACCGUAUAAAUUCGGUAUCGCACGUGUCGAGAUACGUCCUGUCAAAUAUUAAUUUUAUUCGUUCGACAUUGAACGCUCGACGUAAUGUACAUGUGUAUAAGAAUGUUUUUGUGAAGCUCCCGCGAUUUACCGCUAGGAUAGAAAAAUAUCAAUUCAACGGUAGUCACAAUUCGCAGAAGAGAAAAUGCAGAAUGCUCCUCGCUGUGUCGUUGCCUACAUUAAUUGUUAAUUAUCUUCUUGGUAUCGAGGGUACUGACGAAGAAGUCCCGGAAGUCAUUAUGACGAUCAAACGAUCCGUAUUAUUGAUACAGAAGAGAGAACAUGAUAAGGCAGAGCAAAUGCUACACUUAGCGUUACGUCAAGCACAAACUAUACAGCAUUAUGAUGCUGUUACAUAUAUCUACGACGUAAUGGCUAAUCUUGCUUUUGACACUGGGAAAUAUAGCAAAGCAGAGAAAUUAUUUCUAGUAGUUUUGCAAAGACUGAUGUCAAAUGGAGCUACAGAAGAUGAUAUGCGAGUCAUUCAUAUAAGCCUGAAAAUAGCCAAAGUAUUUGAACAUCUUGAUGAGCCAAAGAAAGCAGACCAGGGCUAUAAAUUUUGUAUGGAACAUUUAAAAUUGCAUGUUCAAAAAGAUCCUGAUAAUGAAGACGCUGUGUUGCUACAGGGUAUAACUUUUGAUUGGUACGCAAGAAUGUUACUUUCACAAUCUCAAUAUGCCGAAGCUAUGAACUAUCUUCUUCAAGCUUAUGAAAUAUGUAAAAAAACGAAAGGUGAAACACAUGAACAAACUGUUGUUUUACUUAAUGAUUUGGGAACAAUUUGUUGUAUACGAGAAGAAUAUGAUGAAGCUAUUACAUAUUUAUCUGCUGCAGCAAAAAUAGGGAAAAACUUACCUGACAUGGUUGACUUAGGUUCAAUUCAUGUGAAUUUAGGAAGUGUGCUUCUAAAAAAAGGUUUAUACAAUGAAGCCAAAGAAUGUUGUCAACAAGGGAAAAAAAUAGCUGAAAGUAGAGACGAUAAUGACUCUUUAUUAAAAGCAGAUGAAUGCCUCAAGGAAGUAAAGAGAUUACUGUCAUUGUAA
This is a messenger RNA of Cyphomyrmex costatus, 1179 nucleotides long. Its product is annotated as tetratricopeptide repeat domain 19. The transcript has 4 exons. The coding region runs from base 31 to 1179 and encodes 382 amino acids. Gene Ontology annotation, biological process: mitochondrial respiratory chain complex III assembly. Lineage: Eukaryota; Metazoa; Arthropoda; Insecta; Hymenoptera; Formicidae. Gene Ontology annotation, molecular function: protein binding. The record is from RefSeq and is a predicted model, not a curated record. Gene Ontology annotation, cellular component: mitochondrial inner membrane.